This is a messenger RNA of Solea senegalensis (Senegalese sole), 4760 nucleotides long. RefSeq names its product D-glutamate cyclase (gene dglucy). The record is from RefSeq and is a predicted model, not a curated record. Gene Ontology annotation, biological process: glutamate metabolic process. The transcript has 14 exons. Bases 1622 to 3565 code for a protein of 647 amino acids. NCBI's taxonomy places the organism in Eukaryota, Metazoa, Chordata, Actinopteri, Pleuronectiformes, Soleidae. Gene Ontology annotation, molecular function: D-glutamate cyclase activity.
CACGCUGGCAUUACUGUGUUCCCUUUUGUGGUUGUCUGUCAUCUCACUGCAUACAAACAAAAACAAAACGUUUUCUAAAAAAGCCUGAUGGGUAUUAAAAGUGCCUCUAGGGUAUUUGAUGAACGGGACAGAUGUGUGCCCUCCAUGGGCAGUGGAGGCAAAACCCAGAGAGUGUUUACAGUUCUUGCAUGGAGAGAGAAGCUGUUGCUCAGUCAGGCAGUGUGAGACCUUACGAGAAACACUGCAGCCACCUGCAGUGGGAGGGGUAGGAGGAGUCCUUUGUGGUUUUUCAGCUUUUCUGAUGCACCUGUUGGUGGGAAGAGAGGCACUUCUUUUUUCCUGAUACAUCCUGCAGUUACUGUAUACUGUAGACCUUUCCCUGGCAGCAGCCUUGCAAGGGACGACAUGAAACAGGAAUUCCUUCAUGCUGCUUUAGGGAGAGAUGCAAAGCCUGCUCUUCAGGGUGUGGCUGGUUGGCACAGACUAUUGUUUUGAUUGUUUGAUUGAUAAGGGCCUUAUUAACUCCCCUUGUAAGGAGAUUGCCAGGGUUAGUGAAAACAAACAGGUUGCUCUAAAUUCCAAAGGUUUUUGAGAUGAAUAAGUGCCAGUGGCUGAGAAGAGUGUGCUUUUACAGUGCACUGCUGCUUAGCUCUCUGACUUUCACAAGUUGUUAUGAUCACAUUUCCUUUCAAGAAUUGAAUUUACACUAUUUGUUGGACAAGAGACUGUACUGCAGCAUUUCGUUGUUCACUCAUUUUGGUGACAUUAUUAUCCUGCACUGUCACUGAUGAACACGACUGAGCUACACCAGUAGCUUUGUUUUUUAAUGCAAUUCUGCCAUAUGAUUAGCUGCUUUAAUAACUGCUUAAAUAAACAGUUCAUACACAGUACCUAAUAAUACCUAAUAUACAAAUAAUAAUACCUAGCAUAAAAAGAACACUGUAGUCUCCUGUUACAACCAGGCCUGAUAACCAUUGUUCAAACGUCCUGUGGACGAACAGAUAUCAGAUGUCACGGUCAGCUAGACCGCUUGCUAAUAUGCCAUAUCAUGCACAAAGCUUUCAAUUAAGGCUAUACAUAAUCUUCAGGCCCAGAACCAGCAGCGUGUCGGCUCUACAGUGCAAGGAACUGAAUCAUUUUAUUGCACAAUGCAGCAAAUAAACAUAAACCUAAACAGCAGAUAAUGUUUUAACUAACAUGCUGCAUGAGAUACAUCAGACAACGUUUGUGCGUCACUGCAGCUCCAGUUCCGUGGUUGGUUGGAACAUGUCCAAAGUUUAAAACUCCAAAUGCAAUUACAUGUUUUUGGUGACGUUGGUGCAUUUGCUUGGUCGGUGCUACUAUGAAUAUGGAUAUCCUUUUUACUUGUGUGGAUUUUUUUUCUCUUUUGUUUGCGAUAACAUUGUGAAAUUGCCGGUUUUUCAAGUAAGCGUAAGAUCAACUGGGAGCAAGGAAUCCAGUCAAAACCAGUUUGCUUUUCAAAUAUUAACAACAUCCACUUCUUAAGAGACACAGUUUUCCUCAGUUUCUCUCUGAGGCAGGAAUGUAGUGCAUAGUCGUAGUAGAGCAGGUAUGUAGUGCAUAGUCGUAGUAAAACUUGAACUGUGUGAUCUGUUCUGAGAUGGAGUGCUCAAGUAAGUUAACUUGUCUGAGUCCUGCUGAGUUGAGGCUGUUGAUCAGGCAGAGCGAUUCCAGAAUAAGCACCACCACUGGAUUGGCAAAAGGAUACCAGCAGGCUAAUGUCGUCAUUUUACCCAAGCACCUGGCCGAAGACUUUGAAGCCUUCUGUCACAGUAAUCCCGCCCCCUUGCCACUCCUAUAUCGCAGCCAAUCGGGAGAGACCUCCUGUCUGCCUUUAGCCAGAAAUGCUGACAUAAGGACAGACAUUUCUCAAUACUGUGUGUAUGAGAAGGGUCACCUGGUGGAAACAGUCUCCAGUCUGCAGAGUUACACCAGGGAACCAAGGAUUGCUUCAGGACAGCAGGCCGUAAAUCAGAGCCAUCCGUGGUCGGACAUGGUGUGUUUCUAUCUGGGCUGCAGUUUUGGCUUCGAGGGCAAAUUGAAGACCGCUGGAGUCCCUGUCAGAAAUGUGGAGCAGGGCAGAAACGUCAGCAUGUACAGGACUGCAGUUACCUGUCGCUCUGCUGGAGCCUUCAGCUGCCCUCUAGUGGUCACUAUGCGUCCUGUUCCAGCUGCUCUGCUGAAUGCGGCAGUGGAGGUCACUCAUCUCACUCCACGAGCACAUGGAGCACCUGUACACAUAGGAGAACCAGCGCUCAUCGGCAUAAAGGACAUGUCCAGACCAGACUAUGGGGAACCAGUCGAGCUGCAGCCUGGUGAUGUCCCAGUCUUCUGGGCUUGUGGAGUGACUGCAAUCGAGGCAGUACUGAGCAGCAAACCUUCAUUGGCCUUCAGUCAUUCACCAGGAUGUAUGUUCCUGACUGAUGUCCCAGACUCCUCUACUUCCCUCAUAACUCCUCCCCCUGACAGCCUGAAUGGCCCAAACAUUGAACUCAGUCCUGAGCUGACGCCACUCUGCUUCUUGGUGUCCCACAAGCCCUUGCUGUACAGCCUGGUAUCUCAGCGGGCAGCAGCAAGAAUCCGACAUCUGGAGAUUAUUAUUGGAGAAGAUCCAGGUCAACGAGGGAUCAGACAUUUGUUCACUGAGGAUGAACUUCUGCACUCCUGUCUGGCUCUCUCCCACUCCACCUCGGUUGCCAUAACGACUGGCUUCCCCACGUACGUGCACAGCCCACAUGAUGAGAAUGAUGGCCCACCUGGAGCCAUUGCCAUGGCGACAAUGCUGUUGUCUCUAGGGAAACAGGUGACCAUGGUAACAGACAGGAGAUCCUUGGAGAGGAACCAGGCCCUUAUUGAUGAAGCUGUGAAAACAGGUGUGCUGAAAACUACAAUCCCUCUGGUCACCUUUGAAGACACUGGCCCAGAUGCUGCUUUGCACUUUUUGUGUCACCAUGGAGACCCCAGCAAGCUCAGAUAUGACCACCUUGUGGCGAUAGAGCGCUGUGGAAGAGCAGCUGACGGACAUAACUACAACAUGAAGGGAGUGGAAGUCAAACAUCUGGUGGAUCCUAUUGAUAACCUGUUUAUCGCUGCCAAGGAUUUACCUGGAAUUACCACCACGGGAAUCGGUGAUGGCGGUAAUGAGUUGGGGAUGGGUAAAGUGAAGGAGAAGGUGAGGAGCCUGAUACCCAACGGGAGCCUCAUAGCCUGUGACAUUCCUGCUGACUAUGUCAUCAUUGCCGGUGUGAGUAAUUGGGGUGGAUAUGCUGUGGCCUGUGGGCUCUACCUACUCUACACCUGCCCGUCACACCAGAGGUACCUGAGGAGAGGACUGGGUGAGGAACUCACAACAUCCCAAGAACAGCUUCAGGACUGGACCGCUCACCUGCCAUCUGUGGACAAGGAGGAAUCCUUCCUCUCCACUCUGAUGCAAUUUGGAAUACGAUGUGGUAUAACUGGUCACUUGGCGAUGAAGGUGGAUGGUUUGACAUUUCACCCCACACACUCCGACAUCAUCACCAAACUACGAGAGGUCACACUGUAGACUUCAACUUAAAAAAAAAAGUAUGAGUAUGUAAAAAAAAUAAAAAGAUAUACAGUAUGUAUGUAUAUGUAUAUAUAUAUAUAUAUAUAAUGUAGUUAAUAUGAAUCACUUUGAAAGCUCAAACCUUGGGUGUAUGAGUGCUCAUUUGGGUCAGCUGUUCAGAUCACACAUGACCAGUGUAUGAAAGGAAGUGAGAGAGAAAGGAGUUUCCUGGCACUCAUUGUUCUUUUCAUAAGGAGCAAACAGAGGCACAACAACAACAACAACAACAACAAAAUCACAAAAAUGGGUGACAGCUGCCCCUAAUUUAAUAUAUUUGUAUGAUAUAAAACACAUUUUUGAAAGUCAAAGAUGGCUCCACAGAACCUCAGUCCUUCCUGAAAACAAACUGACCCGGGAAAUUUCACCAGGAGCGACAUUCAGGCUCACUACAAUGACAGUGAUGGUGUCUGAUGGUACAUACAAGCCUGUUACUCUCUGCAAGGUUACAGUUUAAGUGUUAAAUAUUAAUAAUACCGCUGAAACACCGGGGCGAAGUUGCUUCACACGCGUGCUUCGUAUUGCGUCACAAUGCCGACAUACUUUCUGUAACGUGCAAGUGUUACAGGCGACUUGAGCGAUGCUGUAAAUCCCGCGUCACCGCCCGUCAUUCUGCUACAGCAUUUUCAUAUCAAAACACAGCUGAUCCGCAUAAUUAUGUGUGAAACAAUAACCUCUGCCCCAGAAAAAGUCUCCAGAACCUUCUUCUACUGUAUGUGUGUGUGUGUGUCUACCGGUGCCUACAAAAGUUUUGAAGACAUGCUCAAAUUUUAAAGUCGUUGCUAGGCAACAACAACACCACUUAUCGGCCUGUCAUGUUACAGUAAUGCGAGGAAUGAAGACAGAGAAAAUAGCCCCUUGGGAAACUUCUCUGACCUAAACUAGCACGGAACGGACUAAAGCCAGGUCCAAGUCCGGAUAGUCUUCAGGCUCAUGUAGCGUCACGUUUGUGAUUAAAGGUUUAGUCAGCAGAAAGAUAUAUGUACAUGAAGUAAAAAUCAAGGAAUGAUGUCCAGCUCCAGCACACGCCUUUGUUUUGUUUUUUCCAGCAGUGACCUUUGUCCAAAAUGUGACCCCAGUUUAAUAAUAUGACUUCCUGCUGGACGGCAGCAGCAGCCAGGAGCAGAUACAACUGCCAAGAUUAACACACACACAC